Messenger RNA from Dermacentor andersoni, 9128 nucleotides. It is a transcript of the gene Mical, whose product is annotated as Molecule interacting with CasL. Gene Ontology annotation, molecular function: protein binding. The record is from RefSeq and is a predicted model, not a curated record. NCBI's taxonomy places the organism in Eukaryota, Metazoa, Arthropoda, Arachnida, Ixodida, Ixodidae.
GUUGCUCGGGCGUCAGGUGUUUACACGAUCGCGUGCCGCACUUUUAUCUCGUGUUGCUGCUCCACCGGAAUACCUUCCACGAUGGACACCGCCAGGCUGGUGGGUGUCAAAGCAGCCAUGCGGAGGAGAAGACAUUGACGUUCGGUGGCUGAUAGGAGGAGGAGGAGGGGGAGGAGGAGGAGGUAGCCAUGGCCAUGCGGGGCGCAAGGGGCACCCCCACGGGGCUGCCCCAGGCCAUGAGCCCCGAAAGUGCUUUGGCCUCGGACAUCUUCGACCAGUUCGUGUCCGCCGGCACCUUCAAGGCGGCCCUGUCCACCUACCGGCAGAUGUGCGACGUGCUUCAGCUGAGCCCGUCGCCGCUGCCGGUGUUCUACCCGCGGCUCAAGGUGAAGCUACGCUCGUGGCGAGCUGCCUCGCUCUGGACCAAGUUGGACAAGCGCGCGGCUCACAAAUGUUACAACCGAGGAAAGGCCUGUGCGGGCAUGCGGGUUCUGAUCAUCGGAGGCGGUCCGUGCGGCCUCCGCACAGCCAUCGAGGCACAGCUGUUGGGUGCCAAGGUGGUCGUGCUGGAGAAGCGGGACCGUUACUCACGCAACAACGUCCUCCACCUGUGGCCCUUCGUCAUCCAUGACCUUCGCAGCCUCGGGGCCAAGAAGUUCUUUGGAAAGUUCUGCGCCGGGUCCAUAGACCACAUCAGCAUCAGGCAGUUGCAGCUGAUUCUCCUCAAGAUUGCCCUUCUCCUAGGGGUCGAAGUUCAUGAGAAUGUGACCUUCAGGGACCUUCUCGAGCCACCCGAAGACCAAAGUAUGGAAAAAAUUGGGUGGCGGGCUCAAGUAAUACCUGCCGAUCAUCCAGCAUCUCAGUACGAGUUCGACGUGCUGAUCGGGGCUGAUGGAAAACGAAACACGCUCAAGGGGUUCAACCGGAGAGAGUUCCGAGGCAAGCUUGCCAUCGCCAUCACCGCCAACUUCAUGAACCGGCACACUCUGGAAGAAGCACGUGUACAGGAAAUUUCAGGGGUGGCCUUCAUCUUCAACCAGAGGUUCUUUCAGGAUAUGAAAGAGAGCACAGGUAUUGACCUGGAGAACAUUGUGUACUAUAAGGACGACACGCACUACUUUGUGAUGACUGCCAAGAAGCAGAGCCUGCUGGAACGAGGAGUCAUCAUCAACGACUACAGUGAUACUGCACGGCUACUGUCACCCGACAACGUGGACCGAAGUGCCCUAAAAGAGUACGCGAGGGACGCUGCCGACUUUGCCACGGGCUACGCACUACCAUGUCUUGAAUUUGCCGUCAACCACUACGGUCAGCCGGACGUGGCAAUGUUUGACUUCACCUCUAUGUACGCAGCAGACAAUGCCAGCCGUCUUCUCGAACGGCACGGCCACUGGCUGCUUCAGGGGCUUGUCGGCGACAGUCUUCUGGAGCCUUUCUGGCCCACGGGAUCGGGUUGUGCUCGGGGUUUCCUGAGCUCCCUGGACGCAGCCUGGAUGAUUCGCUCAUGGGCGGCCAACAGGGAUUCUCCGCUUCAUGUUCUUGCCGAGCGGGAGUCCAUCUACCGGCUACUUGCACAAACGACGCCCGAGAACCUGAGCAAGGACAUGGCCGAGUACAGCCUCAACCCAAGCUCGCGGUACCCUAACCUGAACCUGCAGACGGUGCUGCCGUCGCAGGUGCGUGCCCUGUGCCGCACCGACAUAGAAAUCAAGCUGCCGCCCCCAGGUCCACGGCUACUCAGCGACAUGCAGCGCAAGCGGCGGCGCAGAGAGUCCAUCAUCCACCCAGAUGCGCUUCUUUCAUGGUGCCAGAGGCAAGUGGCGCUGUACAGCAAGAUAAAGAUUGAGAACAUGACUUCCUCGUGGAAGGACGGCCUGGCGCUGUGCGCCAUCCUGCACCGAUAUAGGCCGGACCUCAUAGACUUGGACGAGAUGUCGACUGCUGACGUGGCUACAAACAACCAACAGGCCUUCGACAUCCUGGAGCGCGAGUACGGCAUCCCGCCAGUCAUGACCGGCCAGGAGAUGGCCGACUGUGCCGUGCCCGACAAGCUGACCAUGGUGUCUUACAUCUCCCAGAUCUACGAAACCUUCCGACGCGAAAUCCCCCAGGGUCGCCCCGCUUACAAGGUCAGCAAGCUCAUUGAGGAGAACCAGCCACCGCCAACCUCGCCGCUAAACCUACUUGCCAAGCUCACAUCCUCCCAGAGACCGGCAAGCAAGCGAAAGUCGUCGAACGACCACGAACCGGUGAAAGACCGCAGUGAGGGCCAGCGCCGAAGCAGGGUCUCCAUCACCAGAAGUCGACGGACCCGAGAUCGAGUUGCGGACAUCGUGGCCGGCGGCGACGCAGCUACGUUGGAACAGUACCAUAAGAUUCUCUCAGCCAUGGACAAGGAAUCCUUUGGCAAACGAAUGCACGCUCUCCAAGAACAACUCGGCAAGGAAUACAGGCCAUCAUCUCGAGGAAGCCGAGGUCGUCGGAGCGGGCACGUCUCUUCCGCGACGGAAGACGAGAGCAGCUCAGUCACGGGGAAAAUACCGCGGACAGCGGUGGAGCAGCUCCAGGAGCAGCUCAACUCCAUCGGCAAGCCCGUCCCCGUCAAGAAACGGGAGCCCAAGGUGGGCCGCAUCGGCAAGGACGAGUGGAACGUCAAGAUGCUGGAGGAACGACUCAGGCAGCAGCAGAAGCGGCAGAAGGAGCCGAAAGUCGAGCCGGAGAAGCCACAGAUCCUGCGGGACAUCUUCGAGAGCAAGCGCAACAUCAUGGACGCACGGCUCAAGGCGGACGGAAAGGAGACGGAAACCGACCGCGCCCGUUUCACACACAUUGACGAGAGGUUGCAGCAGUUGGACCGGCAGUUGAAGGAAGGAUCGCUCGACGUAGGGAGGCGAGGAGCUAACAGGGUGGCUGCCAUGGCGGACUACAUUGCCAACGUCCUGGACGCUCAGACGGGCCUGAGGGAGAAGAGGCCUCCUCCGCCGCCACCGGUAGUUCUAUAUCGAAGUGACUCCGCAGACGGGAUGAAAACGCCCCCGCUCAAGAAGCCAUCAAUUACGCAGCCAGCUGUGCCAACAGCCAAGCCUGCACCGACUUCUAAACAACCAGUCCCAACACCUACGACUACCAUGUUGACAGAUAGUAGUGGUGACGGUGUCGGUGGUGUUGGUCCUGUUGGUGGUGGUGUUGGUGGUUCUGUGAGUGAGAUCUGCUGCUUCUGCCACAAGCGUGUGUACCUCAUGGAGAGGUUGAGUGCUGAGGGGUUGUUCUUCCACCGGAACUGCUUCCGGUGCGAGUUUUGUCAGUGCAGCCUUCGGCUGGGUAACUAUGCCUACGACAGCACCAUUGCUUUCAAGGGCAAGUUCUACUGCACGGCGCAUUUCCGCAUGGAGAGGCCAAGCCAGCGAUGGCAGGAGAUGAUGAAGCGCAAGCAGGCCUUCCUGUCAGCCAAUCCCGAGCCCCCAUCACUGAUGCCCGCCAAGCCGGCCAACGCCGAGGACACCAACACAGCACUGCACCGAAGGCGUAGCCCGUCCCCUCCCCACGGUGGAGCUGGGGAGGGCAUGGAGGACCCCACAAAGAUGGAGGAAGUCCGGUCGCCUCCGGCAGGAACUGAUGCUGGUGUCGUAACAUUUCAGCCCAAGACUUACAAGACUCCACGCCAGCUGUCGGCUGAAGAAAUGGCCACCCUGGUGGACGUGGACAGCACGCCCGAACGGGUGGAGUUUGAGAACACGCUGGAGCUGCUCUCUGAGGACGAGCUGCUCACGAGUGAGCUUGAGGAGGAGGAGCUUGCCCAGAAGAACCUUGGUGCUGUCGAAGUGCCUACCAGCGACGACGAGUACUCGGACUACAGCUCUGAUGAGGGCUCCGACUCGGAGAGCCUAGUGGAGGAGAUCGAGCACUCGUUGAAUCUGGACGACACGCGGCACAUGGCCGAGACCUGGCAGCGCAAGCACGCCUCUUCCCUGGACGUGGCCACCGGCGUUCAAGAGGAGGUUGGCAAUGGCGUUGCGCUGCCCCGAAGCCCCACAAAGUCUCCCGGAGCAGACGACGAAGAAGAAAGCGACGAGGAUGAAGAGGAGACAAGCACAGAAGGAGAAGACUACGAUGAAGAGGAAGAAGAAGAUGAAGAAGAUGAAACGGAAACUGAAACUGGCGAUGAAGACGCAACGAGUCACGAUGUUGACAGCGACGAGGAGUACAGUCCUCCUGAAGUGCUCUCUGAUGAUGAACAUGGAAGGGCAGUGUCAGCUCAAGUCUGCGAGAAUGGGAAGGAGGCUGUGGUCUCAGUACCGGUUCCCAUUCUCAACAUUGACAAAGGAGCAGGCGAACAAAAAAGCUCCACCGAUGACGAAUACAUUUCGGAUGAAGAAGGCAUUACGAUGAGUUCUUCCGAUGUGUCAUCCGAGUCAGAGGAAGAACCACCGCCCCCAAAACAUGAGAUUCCUGUGAUCGUCAUUGACACUCCGCCGGGCGAUCAAGACACUGAACUCGACUGGGGUCCCAAAGAAGUGCGAGCUGCCUUGGGUCAAGUAGAUAACGACACCUCAGAACAUGAAGCGGAUGAAAUCAUCAACGAAGCUGCACAUUUAGGUACAAGCACAGUGCCUGAGGGCAUGCUCGGUGAAGAGCAGACGACACCUGUCAGUCCCCGGUCGAGUCCCCAGACGUCCAGCGAUCAACUCUCGGUACAGAAAUCUGCAGAGUUGUCAAGGUCAGCCGAAAGCUUAGUAAAUGCCAGUGUCUCCUCAGGUUUGUCCUCUUCAUCCAACGUGGACAAGUUCUCGGAGCCCGUUCAUGCUGCCGGAGAGGCAGUUCCUGCCAUCGUGGAAAGCCUGGAGUCACCGUCUCUUACGGACGUCUCUGAUGUAAGUGCUGCAACAGGCACAGCUCCAUCUAGUGCUACGACAUCUUCGAACGUAGAUCGCUCACCUAGGGAAGGCAAGUUAGGCUACGACCUCCUUUUAGAUCGUGCUGGCUCAAGUGGAAGCUCGCCGUUGCCCACUCCUGAGAGAGAGGUGGGGGCAGCAUUUGAAUCGGAUGGCGACGUCUCUUCCGAGUCGUCUGCAAUGAGAUUUGGGAAAUUGACUCGUCGUGAAAGUGAAGCCAGCUCUUCAAUCGCCUCAUCAUCUCAUCGCUCAAUGUCCAGCACAGGGGAUGGAAAGUCAUCAGGAGCAGAUGAUUCCAGCUCUGAGGAGCACGGACCUCUUGUUCUGAAGGAACACUCACCAGAUGUUGCAAGGACACCGCUCGAAGGAAUGCAAGCGUGCAUGUCCUUUGGCCACAAGGACAUUUCAAGGACUGCUUCUGGAGAGCCAGAGUUGUCCGAAGGGGCUCUUCUCCAAGUCUCUACAACUACCCUGUCGGAUCGCCCAGACUCGUCCGAAACGUCAACCACAGACACCUGUGAAGAAGCAACAGUUGUUCACCGCCAGCCACUCCAGGAAGAUGAUAGAGAUGUGUCACCAACGGGAUCUUUACUGGACCAUGUGGCUCCUGGCAUCCACGUCGUUCAAUUCUUGGAAGGCAAGGGAGAAUGUGCCAUUGACACUAUGGAGCUGGUACACCCCAUUGCCAGUUUUAAUGAAGAGAGCCUAGGUGUUCUUCAGUUUGUGCCAACAAAACCGGAAAGUCCAAUUGGAACGGAUCACAUACAGGCAGUUGAGCAAGAAGCAAGUACUGCAAGUGAAGGAGGUAGUCAGAAAGUAGCUGACAGAACAAAGCUCGCCCUUGACUUGAACAAAGAAGAGCCACCAGCGCCAAAGGUAGAAACGCCAGACAUUCUUUCGCCGCGAAGCGACAUCACUGACGAGGACACAACAUGCUCAGCAUCUAUCAGUGACCAGGAGGUGUUUCCCACCGACGCCGACAAGCUCGUUAUUGUUGAGGACCCCGCAGUGUCGUCUCCUAUCCCACAGCCUGUUCCUAGAGAGUUGCUGCACGCCCCAAUUGCAAGCAUGAGCGACGAAGAUGAUCUCACAGCAUCUGAUCUCAGCAGGAGAGGUUUGCAGCAUGGCAAAUCGGAGCCUUCGGUGUCUAAGAAGACGCUUUUGGAAACGAUGAAGGAGGUUCAGGAGGCAAUGGGUGUUGCAGCUGCUGCGACUCCUGUGGGCCAACAAAGUGAUGGGGAUGAAUUCACAGUCUCUGAGUGGGCCAGAGAAGGUGGUGACAAAGAGUCACUUUCUUUCAUUGAAGAUCUCAAGGCAGAGUUCAGUUUCGACGACAGGAACGUGACGCGCAGGCGCAGGAGAAAGAGGGUGCCAUCUGGCAACAAAGAAAACGCGGAGGAAGCCGUAGAGGCUGUCAACAUCGAUCACCUUAAAACCAGCCAGGAAGCACUGGAUGAACACCUCGUAGGUCACUUGGAGCCUCCUCAACCUAGUAAUGCUGCCUUUACAACCAUCACUGGCGGCCACGAUGUGAAGACCAGUUUGCAUGUUGACUCAACAGUAGCAGAAGUACCUGGGCAUCACAAAGGCCACUCUCCCCUCCGAGAACCACCAAGGUAUCAGGGUUAUGGUGGCUCAUUUGUGGAAAAAGUUCGUAGCCGCUCUAGUGAAGGCACUGGCACUGGCAGCGGUGAGCCUCAGGUACCAUCAGGCGAUGUCAUCUACCUCAGGUCUCUCAACAUCAACUUGCAAAGACUCGACUUCCCCUCCAUCCGUUCCUCAUCACCCAGCAGCCGUGGCUCCUGCGAAGAGCUGGACUCUGACUGUGGACUUACCGUGGCUGGAGGAACGGGGCCGGUGGUUCAGAGUACUCAGCCUCCUGUGGCACACUCCGCACCCAUCAAGAUUGAGAGGCCCGUGAAGAGUGCUGACCCACGGAUCCGUGUUAGGCCUAACCAAUUUCCAGAGAGCUUCCCUGUGUCAUCGACGCCACUGCGUCCUUGUGCUGAUCCAGUGACAGCCAUGCUGAUGAGCCGGAGAGAACAGCUGGCCCGCAAGAGCGUGCAUGAAGACAUACAGAAUUUGCCUUACUUUGACAGUCUUAGUCUGGCCGGUGACUUUGACGACUUCAAGACACCACCCGAGGCCAACACGCCGACUGAGACUUUUGGUACACCUCCAACCUCGCGUCCCUGUUACCUUUCAGCACUGCAUGCUGCCACCGAUCCCGAAAGGGAAAGAGCGAGGCGCGAAGCCCGUGAACGUGCUAGGCUAAAAAGUGAUGAAGAGCUAGGUCUGAGCCCGUGCAGCUACCGGAAAAAGUAUGCACGCACACCAGCCUUCGAUGAGAUUACGCUUACUGACCUCCUGGACCAAGAAGACGAGACAUUCAAUGCGCUAGACGACAGGUCAUCACUGCGAAGUUUCAGCACAGCUCAGCACAGACUGGCACAGUUCGAAGAUGACGACGAGUUUGGAGGAGGCCUGGACAACAACGGCAAUGACUCCGCCACACCAGUUGCCUCGCCAGCAAGGUCCACAGACGACCUUGAUGGGAUUGAUGACGUGGUUGUAGGCGGCAUAACUCUCAUGGAUCCAUAUCAAAUCCGGGCGGACGUCUGGAAGCCCAAGCCACCGAAGCCCAAGCGACGCCUCUUUGCCAGGAAUGAGGACGACGACCGAAAGACUACACCAUCUCCAGCUGCAUCGACAACUAGGAGAAACCUCUUGUCCUUUUUAGGCUUUAACCGGAGCAGCAGUGGAGGUGACAGCUCAGCUGCAACGACCAAGGAGAAGAAGGAGAGCUACAACCGCGAGAAGGCGGCCAAGGAUGUUGCCGAGAGCGAGAGGAGUAAGAGCUUCUCGAGGCUGCGUUUGUCCAAGACACCACGGCCGGAGAAGUCCUCAUCACCGAAGAAAGCGCCGGCAGCCAAGUCGGACAGCGCACCCUGCUCGACAGAAAGGGUCAACGCCUCACCCGAGCCUGUGGCACCCAAAGCUGCCUCUGUUGUCUCAUCGGUCUCUAGGCAGCACUCGCAUCAACCCCGUCCUGUCGUGCGGGAGGAGAUGAAGAAGCACAUCAGCCUGGACAACCUCAAGUCACAGCCAAUGCAGCUGCCAGCCAAGAGCAGGAGUAUCGAGUUUGGCAUCAUGACUGCACCAAGAGCAACUGGCGAAGAAGACUGCUUUGCAGACUCUGAUGACCGAGACCUUGAUGGAAGUGCCGAAACUGGUGGGACCAGUGACAAGAAAGUCAAGGCCAUCGAUCCACGCAAGCUUGAGCGCCUGACCCUGCGGGUUCAGCGUCAGCAGGAGCGGAAGCGACAGCGGACGGCCCAGGAACUUCAGCGGCGACUCGAGGAGAUCGAAGUGAGCCUGCGCUCCCUGGAGCAUCGGGGAGUCCUCGUGGAGAGGGCGCUACGGGGCGAGGAGGAUGAGGAUGAAGAUCUUCAAGCAGAAGAGAAAGACCUGACACAAGUGCUGUUUCGGUUGAUGCGGCAGAAGAACAAGUUGUCCAGGGAGGAACAAGAACUGCUAAUAAGGGUCAAGGACCUGGAACUAGAGGACCAACAGUCAAAACUGCAGCAGGAGAUGCGUGAACGAAUGGCAAUUGAUGAUGCAGAGAAGUCUCCACGAGACAUUGAGAAGGAGCGGGAAAUCCUCAACGAGAUGCUGGAAAUUGUGGAGAAGCGGGAUCGGCUAGUGGCCCAGAUGGAUCAGCUCAGGAUACGGGAAGAAACGGAGGAGAAGGAGCUCGCCGCCCGCAUCCUCACCCAAGGUGCCACUUGAGAGUGAUUUCUCCUAGGUACACCCAGUCAACGACGCGAAGCUGUCGCCCGAGGAACAAGCCACGUUUUGUCGAGUCAUCUCGGGCUUGCCACUGUUCGACCUGGCCCACUUGCGUCUUGCCAUUAUUGCUCACUCCUUGCCACUAGUGACGCCUGCCUUGGCUACUCACCCAAAGAAGGGCUUUGUUGACAGGCCAGCCAAUGUGAUGCCAUGUGUUGCCAGUGUCAUGGACAGAAAAGGCACACUGCUUGUUCUCUGUCAAUGGGCCAGCUGGUGUGAUGCUAUUGUGAUGCCAGCGAGUCUCCCAGGGUUUUGCUGAGAGGAAGCUUUGCCUUGAACCAAAUUUUUUUCUUCUUUCAGUUAUAAACGGAAAAUAGAGAAAUGGCUUUUCGUAGGCAAGCUCCGUGCAGAUUAUUGCGUUCAAGAAAAUGAAUUGAAAUCAAGUGA